ACUAACCCCAUAAAUAAGUCCAUAACCUCAACAGGUCUCUCACUCCAUUCCCCCUAGCUUCCAGUUUGAUCUCCACUCUCACUCUCUUUUGCUAUCAAAAAUGGCUCUUGAGGUUGCUGCCAAGGCUGCUGCUGGUGCCCCUGAAAUUCUUGGUGACUGUCCUUUCACCCAAAGGGUUCUUGUCACUUUGGAGGAGAAGAAAGUACCUUACAAGCUCCACCUCAUAAACUUGGCUGACAAGCCCCAAUGGUUUACAGAAGUGAAUCCAGAGGGAAAGGUGCCUGUGGUGAAGUUCGAUGACAAAUGGGUCUCUGAUUCCGAUGUGCUUGUUGGGAUUCUUGAGGAAAAGUACCCUGAACCUGUUCUCAAAACUCCUCCAGAAUUUGCUUCAGUGGGAUCAAAGAUUUUUGGGUCAUUUGUGACAUUCCUCAAGAGCAAGGAUCCCAGCGACGGUUCGGAACAGGCUUUGCUUAAUGAACUGAAGGCAUUGGAUGAGCAUCUUAAGGCACAUGGUCCAUACAUUGCUGGGGAGAAGAUCACUGCUGCUGAUCUAAGCUUGGCACCAAAACUGUACCAUCUCAAGGUGGCUCUUGGCCAUUUCAAGAAGUGGACUGUCCCUGAAAGCUUGACCCAUUACCACAAGUAUACUGAGUUGUUGUUCUCAAGGGAAUCUUUUGUGAAGACCAUCGCCGAAGAUAAAUAUAUUAUUGCAGGAUGGGAGCCGAAAGUCAACCCCAAAUAGGUCUAGAUUGUAAGGUCUGUUGAAGUUUAGUUAUGCUAUGUAAUGUGUGAAAUUUAUGCUAUGAUUGUCAAACUGGGUAGCUAAACUAGACCUGCGUUCUUCUUAUGUCUAAUAAAUGUAUUAAAUCUCUAUUAUCGGGUAUGCUAUUUGGUAUUACUUGGUAACACUGUGCAAAGUCUCUGGAUAUGUAUGGUUAUAUUUUCUCCAUUA
This is a messenger RNA of Rosa rugosa (rugosa rose), 952 nucleotides long. RefSeq names its product glutathione S-transferase DHAR2-like. Bases 101 to 742 code for a protein of 213 amino acids. The transcript is spliced from 6 exons. Gene Ontology annotation, molecular function: glutathione dehydrogenase (ascorbate) activity. Gene Ontology annotation, biological process: ascorbate glutathione cycle; protein glutathionylation; cellular oxidant detoxification. The record is from RefSeq and is a predicted model, not a curated record. Lineage: Eukaryota; Viridiplantae; Streptophyta; Magnoliopsida; Rosales; Rosaceae.